UAAGAAGAUUCAGCGCAGUGUGUCGUCAUUUUCGUCAUCAGACUUUUUUGUUGUCAACAUCACCUGGUCUAGGCCAGUAUUCAACUACAGCUCUAUCACAUCGUACAACGUUACAUAUAACAUGGAAGGGGAUCCGUCAAAAUCCAAUCUAACGACAAACCAGUGGUUUGUUGUCCGAGGACUUGAUUUUCGACAAUCAUUAAAUUAUCAGGUUAUACCAAUCUACAAGCAUUCAUGGAUUAUUGCAAAUGCCACAUCAGAACAACCAGUGAAAAUAGAUCCCAAGGAGACAUCACUGAAAAUCACCAACCUAAAACACAAUGAUUUUACGGAAAACAAGACGCUGAACCUCUACAGCUUGAAAUUCACAUGGAAUCAACCUGCUUUCGUUAAAACAGUAAARCACUACAAAAUUCRCUACACAUUAAAGGGUUACCUUGGAAACGAGCUUGAUUGCCCCUCAAAAAGAACAGUCAAGAGAUCAUGUUUAUUGUCAACAACAACUGACACAAGUUAUCUUCUAAAAAAUAUUCUACCCAAAGAAAGAGUAGAAUUUACGGUAACACCAGUUUUCAAUAAUACCAGAUUCGUAGCUGGAACUGAAAUUAAGGCCCCUGUCAUCCGCGCACCAGAUCCCCAAGAUACCUUAGUCAAAGCUCAAAGAUUAAACUUUACAGAAAUCGGAAUUUUCAAGUAUAACAUCACUUGGGAGAAACCGCUGUUCAUCCAUAGCGACGUCAGCUAUUACGAUGUUUCUUAUGAGAUGUACAGUACGAGUGGAASUGCGAGAAAAAGGCGGGCGAACAUCGAAACMAAAAAUAUUACAGCGAAUUAUUUCAUUACACCCGGAGUGGAAAAGGGAAUGCAAAUGACAGUUAAGGUGACUCCGCAAUUUAAGGACAAGCUGAUCGCUGGUCAAACAUCAGAAUUGAGACUGGGAGGUCCUCCAAUCGAUUCUCAUCCUACAACAGGAUUUUCAAAGGGUGAAACCGCUGGUCUUGUCAUUGGUGUUUUGUUUUUAGUUGCGUUUGUACUGAUWAUCAUCCUGCUUCUACUGCGCUCGACGAGACAGAAAGCGAUAAAGGAGGGUAGAAUAGUUGAUAGGAAAAAAGGAGCGAUGAUUGACCAAUGGGAGGUGUUCCACGACAAGCUAUUGCUAGAUGACGUCAUCGGUCAGGGCGCGUUUGGUAAAGUUUACAAAGGAACUUUGGUCGARCUUCCGGAGCAAUCCUCCAAAUACAGUUCGAAUAUGAKUUUUAGGCGAAAAAGUACACGACGGUCAAUCAAAGAGGAAGAUGGCUACACAGUGGCUGUAAAGAUGUUACAAGAUAUGGCUGAUGAAGAACAAAGGAAAGAGUUUCUGAAGGAAAUCCAGCUUAUGAAAGACGUUGGCUCACAUCGUAACAUCGUGAACAUGUUGGGUUGUGGUACACUCAGUGAUCCAAUGUUUCUUAUCGUGGAAUAUCUACCUAAUGGUGAUCUACUCCAGUACCUCAGGAAACGACGAGGAAAUGUCCAUCAAUACCCAGAUAGCGAUCCUCGUGGUCCAUAUCACUCAACCUACUGCCAGACAUACUUCAACAAAGAUAAACCAAAAUUAGUCGCCCCAAUUCAACAACAAAACAAUACAACAGACUCGGAUUCACCAUUCUACACAUAUUUCAAUAAAAUUAUCAAUCGCGGGUUUCAGGACGAUGAUGACGGGGGUCUUCAGUUAGUUUCGAUACAAACAGGCGUCACUGCAUCUCAUGAUGACCUUCCCAGCGACAACAACAUGACCUAUGACGACGACGAUGAGGACGAUAACAUCACUUCUGGUGAUUUGAUGGCCUUUGCUUGGCAGGUGUCUCAAGGAAUGGAAUUUUUAACAAGGCGUGGAUAUGUCCAUCGUGAUCUCGCCGCUCGUAAUGUUCUUGUCGGUGAAAACAAAGAAGCAAAGAUUGCCGACUUCGGUCUCACACGUCACAUGUACAACAGUUUGUACCAGGCCAAGGCAAAUCGCCGUCUGCCAAUAAAAUGGAUGAGUAUCGAAGCCAUCUUUGAUCAAAGUUUUACUGAAAAAAGUGACGUUUGGGCAUAUGGUAUCUUCCUAUGGGAGCUUGUAACUCUAGGAGGAACACCCUAUCCUACUAAGAGCAUAAGGGAACUAUUGAAAGCAUUGAAAGAUGGCUACAGAAUGGAGAAACCAGACACUUGCGACAAUGAAGUAUAUGACAUAAUGCUACGUUGCUGGGAAGAUAAACCAGAAGACCGUCCUACAUUUACGAAGAUAAGAAACAAACUGGAGGAAAUGAUGAUGAGAGACAAUCCCUACUUUGACCCAAGCUCCGUCGACGAAACACGUGACUACUACAAUGUCCCAUCAUUCAACAGCAUCGAAGACGAYCCUGAGGGAAUCGAAGACGAAGUUUUCGACGGAAUAUUUGGCGAAAAAAAGGAAAAGGAAGACCAGGAAAAGUUAGUGAAUGGGGGCUGUCAUGGGGACAGUGAUAAGGACGACAAAGAUUCCGAGCCAGAAAAACACGAUAACGAGUCAAAGGAAAAACCGAGGGACAUAGGUCUUGGUGAUAUUGAAGCGUUACUCUAUCGGAGGCAGUAUAAUACCAGUUCUUUUUCAACUUAAACGGACAUGAAAAGUCGAGGGUAAUGUUGGAGCCUGGGGACAACGAUAACUAAGUGCAACAACGGGAGAAUCUACGUAGCACUCAGUUGAUGUAAUAUAUUCAUAAAGAUAUAAUACAAAACACAUAAUACAAUAGAACGAGAAACAAUGGAAUACAAUACAUUUAUGAAUACAUUACAUCAACUGCGUGCUACGUAGGUAACCCCGUGCAACAACUCCAUUCUCGUACCCAGACCUUUAGUUUUCAUCUUCCUAUCUGGAUACAAUGCAACAACCAUUAAAUGUAAGGAACUAAACGAUAGACAAAAUGACUCUGCUUUUAAGAAGAAAAUAUAUAUAUCAAGUUCUACUGAACGAUAGAAUAUCAUGUAAGUUGUAUAAAUAUUCAAUUGCAAAUUAUCCAAUAGUAAUUCAGUCACAUCCUCUAGCUUUCUGCACAUAACGGGGCAAUUGUGCGAAAUAUUAURAAAUAGAUGUCUUAUAUAAGUACGAAAACCGCGAAAAAUGCUUUUGGUGAAUAACUGAUUCAAUUUUGGAAUCACAUAUUAAGAUUAGAGCCAAAAUGAAAUAUUUAUAUAUUUACGAAACAAUAAAAAUAAUUAAGUUUUUAAAAAAACUUUAAUUAAAAGAAUCUGUUUAGAAAACCACGCGUAAAUCAAUUAGAGGUACAUGCAUGUACGAUAACUAUGACCUAUUCACUGUAUCCUGACUAAAAAUCGUGAACAGUUUGCUCGUUUUAAUCAGGCAAAUUGAUACAAACGUCUUUGCUUACUUUGGUUUAAUUWGUGGAUUUUCGUUUAAUUAUUAAUAUUUUUUAUAAAACAUGCUCGAUACGACAUGGUAAAGUAGUUUCGUCAAAGGGUAGUUUUCAUUAAUCCGUGUAAUUAACAAUUAGCUAAAUGGGUCAACGAUGUAUGAAAGCCAAAAUGUGUGAUACAUCGAGAAAAAAAAACAAAAAAAAAACGAAAAACAAAGAAAAACGUUCACAAUGAAGAGUAUAAAUGAAAUGUAACACCCUAAAGUGUAUUGCACGGUUUAAUGAAAGCUACUCUCAACCCGUGAAAAAGUCUAAUAGUCAAACAGUGUAAUCACGUGAUACAUGCAGCGAAAAUACAGAAAAAAAAACAAAGGGUAACAAAGCGUAGUACGUUAAAUAUUUCACGGGUUUCAUAGAUACACAUAACAUGUAUAGUUAUAUAAAGUACGUUUGCUUGCUUUUUUGUGAUUAAUACGUUUUAAAAAUAAAGCAAUUUUUAACAUUA
Messenger RNA from Exaiptasia diaphana, 3885 nucleotides. Its product is annotated as tyrosine-protein kinase receptor torso. The transcript is spliced from 18 exons. Gene Ontology annotation, biological process: protein phosphorylation; positive regulation of kinase activity; multicellular organism development. Gene Ontology annotation, cellular component: signaling receptor complex. Lineage: Eukaryota; Metazoa; Cnidaria; Anthozoa; Actiniaria; Aiptasiidae. The coding region runs from base 122 to 2623 and encodes 833 amino acids. The record is from RefSeq and is a predicted model, not a curated record. Gene Ontology annotation, molecular function: ATP binding; protein binding; transmembrane receptor protein tyrosine kinase activity.